CGCCUGACCGGAUAACAGUGCUCACAAUUACGGACGCAAGCGCCUAUUGGAGUUUUUUUCACUCAUAAUCCUAAAUUAUUAUGUUCUGAACAAGAUUUUAUUCCAGACGUGACUGUCAGCGAGACGUGCUUAGUGCCACACCAGGUUGAAGCGAGGGAAGUGAGCAAUCUAGUGGCGACGUCCCCCCCACCAAAACGCGGGAGCGAGCGUCUCCUCCCUCUGACUGUCAAGCGGCGGCGGGUUGGUAGACAGGAACAGAGAGGUUGUGGUGUCUGCAGCACCUCCGCCUGUCUGACACUGUGUCUCCGCCCUCCCAUAACUACCAUCCUCGGUAGCUUUACGUCCCUUCUGUCUGCUGUGCCUCCGCCCGGUCUGCUCGUCACGUCCGGUAGCCUAAGGAGGCCGGGAUUAGUAGCAGGACCCCGGGUAGGGGGAGCGGUCUGGCAGACACAAAGAGGCCGCGGCGUGACCGAGGCCUGGGCCUUCAGGCACAAACAGGACAAUGGAUUUUCCAGGACAUUUUGAACAAACCUUUCAGCAGCUAAAUUAUCAGAGGCUCCAAGGACAACUCUGUGACUGUGUAAUUGUGGUUGGUAGUCGUCACUUCAAAGCUCAUCGCUCUGUAUUAGCAGCAUGCAGUACUCAUUUCAGAGCUCUCUUUACAGUGGCAGAGGGCGAUCAGAGCAUGAACAUGAUCCAGUUGGACAGUGAAGUUGUGACAUCUGAAGCCUUUGCUGCUUUAAUUGAUAUGAUGUAUACAUCCACCCUUAUGCUAGGAGAGAGCAAUGUCAUGGACGUUUUACUUGCAGCAUCUCAUCUGCAUUUGAAUUCAGUAGUAAAAGCAUGCAAACACUACCUCACCACAAGGACACUUCCUAUGUCACCCCCUAACGAUAGAGCUCAAGAGCAGAGUGCUCGCAUGCAGAGAUCUUUCAUGCUUCAACAACUUGGUUUAAGUAUAGUGAGCUCUGCCUUGAACUCAAAUCAGAACACAGAGGACCAGUCUCAGCAACAACAAAGUUCAAUAAGCUCUGGCCGAAAUAACAUGGUUGAACAAAGAGCCACCUUUCCAAUAAGACGGCUUCACAAAAGAAAGCAGUCAUCAGAGGAAAGAGCAAGGCAACGCAUGAGGAACUCUGUAGAUGAUUGCCUCAAUGAUGUCACUCCUGAAAGUGUGCAGUCCAUGGUUAAUUCUCGAGAAGAGUAUUUCUCUCCUGAUUCAAUGAAAAUGAUGGACAACUUGAAGUCUGAUUCUACUCCCGACAACCACGAGGAUAGCACAAUAAUGUUUGAUGGUUCAUACAGCAACCAAGAAGAUACACAAGUGCCAAGUCAGUCUGACAACAGUGCAUCAAUAGGGUCCCAGGCAGCCCAAGUUGAAACCAGUUACAGUCAAGAUUCUGCAUGUGAUAAAAAUAUAUACUCUUCUGAAACACAAGAAAUUAUUGUGGGUGAUAAAGAUCACAUGCGAGUUAUUGUCAAAUCUGAGCCUCUAAGCUCACCAGAGCCUCAAGAUGAAGUUAGUGAUGUCACUUCCCAAGCAGAGGGUAGUGAGCCAGUUGAGGUAGAAGUUGUUGCAAGUGCAGAAAAGAUAGAACUGAGUCCAGAAAGCAGUGAUAGAAGUUUCUCUGAUCCCCAGUCAAGUACUGACAGAGUAGGGAAUCUUCAUAUAUUGGAUGUGACGGAUAACCUUGAGCACAAGUCUUCCUUUAGUAUUUCUAACUUUCUAAGCAAAAGUAGAAAUGGCAGCUUAGGCCAAAACAGUGACGACAACAUUCCCAAUACUACAAGUGACUGCAGAAUGGAUGGAGAAGUGUCUUAUUUAGUGAGCCCAGAGGCAGGAACCAGCAAUCAUUCUUCUACAGCCAUGUCUCAUAUUGAUAAUCCAUUUAGUGACAGCCAAGACUCUCAUUUCACUAGGCCAAUGCAAGAUGUAAUGACUUUAUCUUGUGUUCAGUCCUCGAAUUAUCGAGGAAAUGAUCCUUUUGGUAUGGAUUUUCCAAGGUCUGGCUUAGGGCUCCAUUCGAUGUCAAGAUCUAUUAUGGGGAGUUCUAGGGGCAGAGGUUGUAACUUUCCAAAUUAUCGGCGUAUUGCCCCAAAAAUGCCUAUUGUAACUUCUGUACGGAGUGCUCAGCUUCAGGAUAAUGCAAGUAAUUCUCAGCUUUUGAUGAAUGGAGGAAAUUCAUCAUAUGAAAAUGGUCAUACAUCACAGCAGGGACCACCCCAGCUGACAAGGGCCUCUGCAGAUGUUCUGUCAAAAUGCAAGAAGGCUUUAUCUGAGCAUAAUGUGUUGGUGGUCGAAGGUGCCCGUAAAUAUGCAUGCAAAAUAUGCUGCAAAACCUUUCUCACUUUAACAGACUGCAAAAAGCACAUCCGUGUACAUACAGGUGAAAAACCGUAUGCUUGUCUAAAAUGUGGAAAAAGGUUUAGUCAAUCUAGCCACCUUUAUAAGCAUUCCAAAACAACAUGCCUUAGGUGGCAAAACAGUAAUAUUCCAACAGCUUUGCUAUAAAUCAGUUUUGACAACUAUCAAAAAGUAAAAAUGAAUAGCAUUUUUAAAAAAGAAAUCUCAAAGACCAACUUAUGUUAUGCUGAGAAAGUAAUAUCACAUGCCUGACUGAAGGAUAUAAAGACCAGUAGCACAUCAUACUUAAAAUAUUUAUCAGACAAGUGACUUCUAUGUAUGUGGGGAGGGAGUGGAAGCAAGAAACCAGUUUGGGGGAAAUCUAUUGAUAAAAACCUCUUUUACUUUGAGGUGCUGAAAAGUUCUUAAUUUAGGUUAUCAAUGUUUAUGUAAAGUAGUAAAACUAACAUUGAAAUUCUCAGAGCUUUUAAUUUGCAGUUUUGGAAAUAUUAAUUGCGUUAAGAAAGCAUUUAAAGUCUGGUGUUGUGCCCUUUAGUAAAUUAUUAAUGACUUGUAAAAUAACCAGUUUAAUAAAUGCCAGUGCUCUUGUUUAAUGUGGUGAACCACUUCUUUGCAUGUUUGUUCUUUAAAUGAUAAUACACUUUUGGUUGCAUUUACAAAGUUCUGCAACUGCAUACAUCUUUUUAAAUAAUUAUGCAAAGUAAGUUUUAUGUGAAAAGUUAUUUGUGCUUGAGGCAGUGUCUGCCAGUAAAAAACUUAUUUUAAGGUUUAAACUUAGCAUAGCCCCUUGUUCAACUUGAAUUAAACAAAUAGGGCUUAUAUGUUCUUUAUUUCUUGAGGAAGUUUGAAACUACUGUAUGUUUGGUCCUUGAGAGGUAGAUAAUUCGAUUACUGGUGCACAGUUAUAUCCCCAUAAUGGCUAGGAGGUGGUUGUAUCUAUGGCUGGAAAAACUAGAUUUUGAUAUUAAAAUAAUAUGCAAAAAGAAUGUUCAGCACAAGCUCUAGCCAUUGAAUUUAUGUCAAAUAAGGUGGUAUACUAAGGCGGUAUACCCUUUUAUGGGUUAUUAUUUCUUGUUUAUAUAGUGCCAACAUAAUUUGUAGCACUGUAGAGAGGUUAUAUAUCAGUCACAUCAGCAUUCUACAGAGGAACUUAAAAUUUAAAGGGGAAUGAAAGUCAAAAUAUAAAAAGCAUACUGCCCAAUAGUCCUCUUAUUGUUUAGUAAAAACGCCACACUUUUGGCUCACCUAAUCAAAUAUUUACUCAGUCACACUUACUUCACAUUUUCUAGAACAGGCAGCCAUCUUUAAAAAGGUAUUCUCCCUUCCUUCCCCUCCUUGCUUCAUACUGCACAUGUGUUUCAUUCCCCCCCCCCCCCCGGCAUAUCCGCUUCUGAUUGGCUGGUGGGCAUGUGUAGCUCAGUACAGGAGACAGGAUCAAGUUACACACAUGUGCAUUGCUACUGAAGGCAGCCUACAGGAAGGACAGAGAUAUUUCAGUGAUGUCACUGUAGUCUUCACACUGCUGUAGGCUGCCAGCACCAUAUCUCAGAGAAGCAAGCAGGGAUCUGGGAAUUUAGAUAUGCAGUAAGUACUGUUUAGACUUACUUUUAAUUUAUAUUAACCUUUCCUUGUCCUUUAACAUUCACACACACUAUGGUCAUUUUCAUCUGGACAUUGCCUAUGGGAGGUAAUCCAUGCAAGCACAGGAUAAACAAAAUUUUCUUGUAAAUAAUGUAGACCACUGUGUUGUUAAAGUUGCGAAUAUAUAUAUAUAUAUACACAAUAUAAAACCCCCAUAGGUCUAGUUUCCCAUCAGUUUGGAUGUAUGCUAACUUUAGUUUACAUUAAGUACCGGAAAACAAAUCAGAGAAUACUAAAUGUCAUUGCUUGUGGAGAUUUUUGCAUAACGGUUCCAAGGUAGUGUAUAGUUUGCAGGUUGGUUAGUUUUUGUUGUAAAAAGGCAACAUUUACCUUUAUGUUUUUUAGCCGAAUUAUUCUGAUCAUUGCUUCUGUUUUUCUGACACUUGUAUGUGAACUUGAUGUUUGUAUCACAGAUACAUAACUUUCUUACUUUAGUUAUAUAGCAGAAAUUUCAAUUCAAUUUUACUCCAAUACUUGGGACAGUGGGGGUCUUUUAUAAAGUUUGUGCAGCGCAUAUAUUUUUUGCAAAUGGUUUUGCACAUUUUCCCUAAACUCUUAAAUUUUGUGUGAAUCGCAUUGAAAUGCGUAUUGUGCACAAAAAAUUGCAAAUGAGAUUGCAGUUUGUGUGAGCAUACCCUUUGUGCUUGUUUAUUGCACGCUAAUAUAUUUGCAAUUUUCGCUUUCCAAAUAUAAAUUUUCAAUUUGUGAAAUCAGUGGUGUAAUUUGGACGCAGAUUGUGCACAUAAAUAUUUGCAAUUUGUGAUUAUGCCAUAUUUAAAAAGCUCUUAAGGACAUUUGCACUGUGAAUAAAGAUUUGCAAUUGUUUGCACAUUAAAUGCAUCAAUCUUGUCCAGCUUUAUAAGUAUAAACACGGGCAGGGCAAAUAUGUUCACUGUGCGACUAAUUCCGCACUGCACCAAUUUUAUAAAUGAGCCCCGAUAUGUUAAGGGUAGUCAAGGGCAGUAUAUUUUAGUCCCACCUUUUUAAGCACUUCAUGAUGCGGCGCUUUAAUCUUAAAGGGUCAGUACAUACAUAUAGUUUACAAAAAGACACCAUGAAUAUUAGUUUUUAUUAAAAAUAACUUUGUUUUUGUAGUUUUUCGUCAAGAAAAAGUAAUUCUAAGCAACUUUCCAUUAUACGUAUAUUAAACAUUUUCAAUGAUUGUAAGUUUUAUUUAAAUGUAAUUUAAAUAGAAAGCAGUUUGACUUUCUUUUAUGACUUCCCUCUUUUUUUGUGUCUACUCUGGUAUUUGUGAAAGACACAAUUCAGUUGAAUUUACAAAUAAGUUUAGAUAAUUAGUAAUUAUGUGUAAAUAAACAAUGAUGUGGCCUCUAUGACAUACCUAAAAGUUGGUUCUAAAAAUUACCUAAACGAACAGUGGAAAUCCUUGUAGGUUUCGCAAAAAAUACAGUUUUAGGAUUGUAUUGAGUUGUUGUGGGCAACUGCAUUUGUGCUAUUGUUAUACUGAAAUAGGGGACCUGUUAUGCAGAAUGCUUUGGACCUGGGGUUUCUCAGAUAAGGAAUCUUUCCAUAAUUUGUAUCUCCAUACCUCGUCUGCUAAAAGUAAGUCAUUUAAACAUUAAAUUCCAUAAGGAUUGUUUUGUUACCAAUGUGGAUUCAUACAUCAUAGUUACCAUCAAGUACAAGGUACUGUUUUACUAUUACAGAGAACAUUUGUUUCAUAAAAAUGGACUCUAUGGUAGAUGGCCUUCCUAUAAUUUGUGGGUUUCUGGAUGAUGGGUUUCCAGAUAAGGGAUCCCAUGUCUGUGUAACUAAAAUAAUCCCCUUGAACUUUUUUUCACAAGUAAUUUUUUUUGAAACUGGGUUAAAGGUCAAAAAUUGUUAAUUCGUUUUGCUGGGGAGUUUGGGUGCUUGUUUGGAAAGAGGGCUUAGGGGUAUGUCAUCCCAUCCAUUGUCCUGAUUUCACCAGAGCUAUUCCUCCCUUGUAUGCAGUUAUCAUGUUUAUAUUGAAUACAAGAAAAAUGAAUCAAAACUCUGUCAUUGUAAAACCAAAGCAUUUUUUCAGUUUGCCGAAUAUAUGUACAAAUGUAAGUCAGGCAUGUGGUAAAAUAAUAGGUGGUUAAACUUUACAAGGGCAUUUUGCAAAACAUUUGUAAAUAUCACAAAAUGAGUUUCCACUUAGUGAUUUCAAAUAAACAAGUGCGCCGGCAUUGAAAUAAUCUUAAUUGUAAACAUAAUUUAAUAUGUAUAACUGGAUUUUAAUUAGGGAUAACAUUUCUCCUUUUGGGAGUUAUAGCACUGCACUUUUUUGGCAUUGUCACUUAUGAAAAGCUUUAAAGAUAUGAGAAUUUCCUUUCAAGAGAAAAAAAUUGCAGGAAAAUGGUUAACUGUUGGCAUAACAUAACAUGGUUUUAAUGUAAUACUAAUGUAUAGAGUUUCCUGUGAAGAUUUUUUUUUUGUGGACUAAACAAAGUGCGCAAAGACAUUGACAAAGGUGCUCACAAAAGAAUGAAUGCAGAGAAUUUAACUUUGGGUUGUUGAAAUAGUUUUAAUUUACAUUUCAAUAUUCAUCCCAGUAUUUUGGGUAGAUGUCAAUUUUAUUUUGUUAUGUAAAAACCAAGUUUGUAUCACGUGAUCUGUGAAGUAUUGUUUCUGUAUGUGAUAUUCAAAGAGCAUUUUAACCAACUUGUAUUUAAAAAAAAAAUAAAAAAAAAUAGAGUAAAGUUUGAA
This is a messenger RNA of Xenopus tropicalis (tropical clawed frog), 6697 nucleotides long. It is a transcript of the gene zbtb5, whose product is annotated as zinc finger and BTB domain containing 5. Gene Ontology annotation, cellular component: nucleus. NCBI's taxonomy places the organism in Eukaryota, Metazoa, Chordata, Amphibia, Anura, Pipidae. The record is from RefSeq and is marked validated. Gene Ontology annotation, biological process: negative regulation of transcription by RNA polymerase II.